AUGUAUUCAGUAUUAUUAAAAGAAAUUCUUCUUGAACUUGAAUACGAUGAUGAAACAGCAAAACAGGAUUUCGUCGACUAUUGUCGGUAUGAAUACGCUGAUAAUAUUGCUACAUUACGAACCAUCGAUCGAUUUGAACAUGAUUAUUGUCAAGAUCGUGUGAUUUAUUGGUAUAGUCAACCAUGUUUCCUCUUUGAACUACUCAAUCGUUCGUUACGAAGUCAGGAUAUUGAAAUUUUAGUUCGAAUGACUUUUAUCCUACGACAUCUUCACAAACAGAUCGAACAUCUUCAUUCCAUCACCAUGUCAUCAAGAUCGUCUGCUUGCUUUCAUGUUUAUCGAGGUCAAGGUAUGAAUCGUAAAGAAUUCGAUUCUAAGAUCAGAAACAAAGUUGGUGGUCUUCUUUCAUUCAAUAGCUUUCUCUCAACCAGUGAAAAUGCAACCGUAGCAGAAAUAUUUGUUCUUCGCAACGAUCCGGAUAGUGUGGCUGUUCUUUUCGAUAUUAUUAUUGAUGGAAGUAUGUCACGAUGUCCGUAUGCUGCUCUUAGUCACAAUUCUGCUAUUGCUGAUGAAGAAGAAAUCUUGUUUUCUAUGCAUAGUGUAUUUCGUAUUCAGUCAAUUGAAGAAAAUAUGAAUGACGGUAUUUGGCGUGUGAAUUUAACCAUGACGCAUGAAAACGAUCAGCAAUUACAUACACUUACAGAUUAUAUAAGGAAAAGGAUUGAAGGUCCAACUGGUUGGAAUCGUCUGGAGAACUUACUAAUGGAAAUGGGCAAAUGGAAAAUGGUGAAACCUUUGAUUGAAGUAUCAUUAGCCUCAAGUUUACGUGAUGAAGAUCAUAGAAAACAAGCUUAUUUUCACCAUCAAUUGGGAUUUAUCAACGCCAUGAUUGGAGAUUAUACAAUGGCGACCAAACAUUACAAAGAAUCGCUCGCUGUAAGAUCUCCAACAGAUCUUCUAGGAUUAGCCAUGAGUCACAAUGGUAUUGGUUCAACGUUAGAACAACAAGGACAUUUAUCGGAUGCAUUCGAUGAAUAUAAAUGUGCGCUCUCCUUAAUCAAUCAACUUGAUCAAAUUGAUAUCGAAGCUAUUAGUACGGUUCGAAAUAAUAUUGCUGGUGUACUGCGACAUCAAGGAAAGUUGCUGGAAGCAUUGCAUAUUUGUAAUAUUAAUUAUGCAUUAAAUUAUCCAAAUAUAAAUUGGAAAUCAAUUCGUAUUAAUUCAUCAACACCAUCAUAUAUUUUAAAAGUCCUUUUGUUUUGUGCAUCGAUACAAAAACUAAUCAAAUUUUAUUUUUCUAAUUUUACAUCAAGCGAAAUAAUUAAAGUUCGUACACUUGAAGGCACAGCAAUAGGUACGCGAACAAUUAUUCAAUUUGAACCAGUUAAUUUUAUAGCAAUUAUGAUUAAAUGGCAAGAUUCAUCUUUAUCAUAA
Messenger RNA from Rotaria sordida, 1434 nucleotides. The record is from the annotation of a GenBank genome assembly. Lineage: Eukaryota; Metazoa; Rotifera; Eurotatoria; Philodinida; Philodinidae.